Messenger RNA from Staurois parvus, 1617 nucleotides. The record is from the annotation of a GenBank genome assembly. Lineage: Eukaryota; Metazoa; Chordata; Amphibia; Anura; Ranidae.
AUGCCCAGAAGAGGGUUAUAUCUACAAGGCAAGACCCGUUGGUUACUUGUUGGACUUGCUCUGGUUUUCAGCCUAAUGCUUCUCACAUAUCUCUUGGAAUGUGCACCAGCCCCAGAAGGAAAUGGUUCACUGCCCGGAAUCGCCGGAGAGAUGUAUAGCAAGGAAUACUACCAGGCUCUUCUUCAGGAACAAGAGGAGCAUUAUAAAAGCCGAGCAACUAGUCUAAAGCGCCAGAUUGCUCAGUUAAAGCAGGAGCUUCAGGAGAUGAGUGAAAAGUUGCGAUCUGCACAUGACAAGAAACUUGCCAAUGGUGCCGGACACCAGGGUACCAAAGAGCAACCGCCUAAUGAUCUACUUGAAUUUCUGCACUCUCAGAUUGACAAAGCUGAGGUUGUGGUGGGUGCUAAACUUCCUAGCGAAUAUGCUGUUGUUCCGUUUGAGAGUUUUGAUUCUAUGAAGGUUUAUCAGUUGGAGAUGGGUCUGACACGGCACCCAGAGGAAAAACCAAUUAGGAAGGACAGGAGGGAUGAACUAGUCGAAGUUGUAGAAGCUGGCCUGGAGGUCAUUAAUAAUCCAGAUGAGGAUGAUGAGGAGCCAGAGAACCGAGGAGGCGAUAAAGUUUUAUUUACAGAAACUGAUUUUGUUGAAGGAUAUUACCGAACCGAGAGGGAUAAGGGUUCCCAUUAUGAGCUCUUCUACAAGAAACCGGAAUCUGGAAGCUACCGCCACAUCACUUUAUUCCGACCGUUCGGCCCACUCAUGAAGGUCAAGGUGGAAACACAGGAUGUCUCCAGGACAAUUAUCAAUAUCAUUGUCCCGCUGUCUGGCCGAACAGAGGCCUUUGCGCAGUUUAUACAGAACUACAAAGAUGUUUGUAUUCGGCAAGAUAAAAGGACUUACCUGACUGUGGUCUACUUUGGUGAGGAUGGUCUAUCGGAAGUUCAGAAAAUCCUUAAAACUAUAGAAAGUGAUCAGAAUUCCCAUAAUUACACAUUAAUUCCACUGAAGGAGGAGUUCAGCCGGGGGCGUGGCCUGGAGGUUGGCGCAAGGGCCUGGGACAAGGACGAUGUUCUGCUUUUCUUCUGUGAUGUGGACAUCUAUUUCACACCAGGAUUUCUAGAAACAUGCAGAAUAAACUCAGAAACGGGCAAGAGAGUCUUCUAUCCAGUUGUAUUUAGUCUUUACAAUCCUGCAAUUGUGUAUGCCAAUCUAGAUGCACCACCCUCCGUGGACCAACAGCUGGUUCAUAAGAAGGACUCCGGCUUCUGGCGAGAUUUUGGGUUUGGCAUGACUUGUCAGUAUAAAUCAGAUUUCUUAUCAAUAGGUGGCUUUGAUUUGGAAGUCAGAGGCUGGGGAGGGGAAGAUGUUCAUUUGUACAGAAAAUACCUCCAUGGAGAUUUGAUUGUGGUGCGGACACCAGUGCCAGGUCUGUUUCAUCUAUGGCAUGAGAAGCAUUGUGUGGAUGAACUCACUCCAGAGCAGUAUCGCAUGUGCAUUCAGUCUAAGGCCAUGAACGAGGCCUCUCACCCACACCUCGGCAUGUUAGUGUUCCGGGACGAAAUCGAGGCCCACUUGCACAAGCAAGCCUUCAGGACAAAUAAUGAACCAGAGGCAUGA